Leptosia nina is the source of this 774-nucleotide messenger RNA. The record is from the annotation of a GenBank genome assembly. NCBI's taxonomy places the organism in Eukaryota, Metazoa, Arthropoda, Insecta, Lepidoptera, Pieridae.
AUGGUUUCCUGUUCGGUGCCGCCUCUUCAGCGUACCAAAUUGAAGGAGCUUGGAAUGUCGAUGUUCUGUCACUACGUUCAUCCCAUAUUUUCCAAGAACGGAGAUUUCCCAGAAGUAGUUAAAAGGAGAGUGGCUGCAAAAAGUUUAGAGCAAGGUUUCUUUAGAUCUCGUUUGCCUGAACUUACAAAAGAAGAAGUUAACUACUUGCGAGGUACAGCUGAUAUGUUAGGAUUAAACCACUACAUAACAAAUUUAGCAUAUAAAAAUAAAUCAGCAAUAUUUAGCACGGAUGGUCCAUCCUGGAGGAAUGACCACGAAGUUAUAACAUUCCAACUCGACGAAUGGAAAAUUGGUGACUCUAACAGGACUAGGCUCGUACCAUGGGGUUUUUACAAAAUGCUAAAUAGAAUAAAAGCUGAUUUUGGUAACCCUCCGAUAUUUGUCACUGAGAAUGGGUUCUCGAGCCAUGGUGGCUUAUACGAUGACGAUAGAGUAAUUUACUAUAAAUCCUACCUCCAUGCUAUGUUGGACGCAAUUGAUGAUGGUGUCAACGUCGUAGCCUACUCCGCGUGGAGUCUCAUGGAUAACUUUGAAUGGAUACAGGGAUUUACAGAACGCUUUGGACUUUACGAGGUUGAUUUCAACAGCACUUUACGAAUACGGACGCCACGAAAGUCCGCGUAUGUUUACAAAGAAAUUGUGCGCACGAGGUAUCUCGACUUGUCUUUUGAGCCAGAUUUGGCCCAGCCUAUGAUGAUUGAUCAAGGGCAUUAA